Microthlaspi erraticum is the source of this 759-nucleotide messenger RNA. The record is from the annotation of a GenBank genome assembly. NCBI's taxonomy places the organism in Eukaryota, Viridiplantae, Streptophyta, Magnoliopsida, Brassicales, Brassicaceae.
AUGGACUCAGUCCUAUCAAAUUCUCAGGGAGCUCGCUCCCAAUCUCAGAUCCCAUCGGAUCAAAUCACUUCGGAUGUCAGCAGUGCCAAAACUGCAGACACAUCGAAAAACCCGAUCACCUCGCCAACUGGCAGCAGCCAAACUGCUAGUAGAUCGAGCGUCCUGAUCGAUCCGGUUAUCACCUCCGCGGCAGCGAACUCGAAUGUUCCAGCCCGCGUGAAACCAUCGGUGAUCAACCUCGUCACUCCUGUGAUAGCCGAGAACUCGAUUCUACCGAAUCAGAUCUCGCACGCAAUUGAGAGACCUCAUUUGCGAGUUCGGGUCAAAUCUAAAGAUUUCCCGAUUACCUCGACACCGAUCAGUCGGAAAUCACUCCGGCAAACUGUGUCAACAUCGUUUGCCUUGGCUCGACCGAAUCCGGACGACCAAGCCCGAAUCAAGCGAAUGCUCACCGACCAAAAUGACCAAAAAAUCAGGUUGGAAAAACAUGAACGAAGUCUUGCUGAGCUACGGACGAUUAUAAGUCCUCCUCCGGGAACUCAGCUCGACUCUUCACCAAUCUACGAACCUAACAGCUUGCCCAAACGGGAUGAGGCACCACCGCGCGCUCAUGUCUUCCAGACUCUCAUCCCACCGAUGAGCUCGCCAAACAGCUCGUCGAAACAGGAUGAGGCGCCACCGCGCGCUCAUGUCUUCCAGACUCUUGUCCUACCGAUGAGCUCAAUAAAUAGCUCGUCAAAACAUCUUGUUCUGCAGUAG